AUGCACCCGGUCGAGUUGGGGGCGAAGGAUGGCUUUUUGCGCCUGUGGCUCCUGCAGCUGAGCGCAUUCAGGAGAGGCAUGGAGACCCUGGAUGAGAACGCCACGCUGUUUGGAGCGAACGAGAGCCAAGGCGCAUGGAGCGCGCACAGUGUGGAGUACAAGGCGGCCAGCGUGCUGCUGGUGCUGUUGGUGUGCGGCCUGGGCAUCGUGGGAAACGCCAUGGUCAUCCUGGUGGUGCUGACCACCAAGCACAUGCGUACGCCCACCAACUGCUACCUGGUGAGCCUGGCCGUAGCCGACCUGAUCGUGCUGACUGCGGCCGGCCUGCCCAACAUUACGGAGAGCUUGUUCGGUCAGUGGGUGUACGGCUACGGCGGCUGCCUGUCCAUCACCUACCUGCAGUACGUGGGCAUCAACGCGUCCUCGUGCUCGAUCACGGCCUUCACCGUGGAGCGCUACAUCGCCAUCUGCCAUCCGAUCCGCGCGCAGUCCCUCUGCACGCUCUCGCGCGCCAAGAAGAUCAUUGCGCUCGUGUGGGCUUUCACCGGCCUCUACUGCGUCAUGUGGUUCUGCCUGGCCGACCUGGAGAAGCAGCAGUAUGGCAACACCACCGUCAUCGCGUGCGCCUACAAGGUGUCCAGGGAGCAAUACCUGCCCAUCUACUUCACCGACUUCACGCUCUUCUACGUGCUGCCGCUGCUGCUGGCCACCGUCCUGUACGGUCUCAUCGCCAGGAUCCUGUUCCUCAACCCGCUGCCCUCAGACCCCAAAGAGAACGCCAAAGCGUGGAGGAAAAGCUCGGGCUUACGGAACACAAAGCACGGAGCCAAAAGCUCUUCCUUCAGUACUACAGCGACCUCCAGAAGACAGGUGACAAAGAUGCUGGCAGUAGUAGUGAUCCUCUUUGCAUUGCUGUGGAUGCCAUAUCGCACGCUGGUGGUCGUCAACUCCUUCCUGAAGAUACCCUAUGUGGACACCUGGUUUUUGCUUUUCUGUCGGCUCUGCAUCUACCUGAACAGCGCUAUCAAUCCUGUCAUCUACAAUGCAAUGUCUCAAAAGUUCCGCGCUGCUUUCCGCAAGCUGUGCCACUGCAGGCCCCAGCGCUCUGAGAAGCCUCCCACGUACAGUUUGGCACUGACUUACAGUGUGAUCAAGGAGACCUCUAAUGGAGAAAGCCCAGAUCACUUCACUACAGAGAUGGAGGAACUGCCUGGGGCUACAGAGGAAUUCCUGCCUGGAAAGAAAAGGCUUUCCUUCAAAGAGCCCUCACUGUGUAAAAGCAUGCUAGCUGAAGCCUAGCUCCAUGAGGGUGGAGAGAGGGGGACAUCGGUCACUUGGUAAAAAUGUACACAGAUCCAUGGAUUCACAGUUGUAAACAACACUCUUAAAAAUAAAGGUGCCAAAAAGUGUUUGCAGUGAUACCAUGGAAAAACGAUUGGUUCUCUCGAGAGCCUUUCAGUGGAUGGUUCCUCAAGAAUCAGUUUUGUAAAUGAGAUGUAAAAGUGUGAAUCUUUACUGUAUGUAAA
Colossoma macropomum (tambaqui) is the source of this 1526-nucleotide messenger RNA. RefSeq names its product thyrotropin-releasing hormone receptor a (gene trhra). Gene Ontology annotation, molecular function: thyrotropin-releasing hormone receptor activity. Gene Ontology annotation, cellular component: membrane. Bases 1 to 1299 code for a protein of 432 amino acids. The transcript has 4 exons. Gene Ontology annotation, biological process: phospholipase C-activating G protein-coupled receptor signaling pathway. NCBI's taxonomy places the organism in Eukaryota, Metazoa, Chordata, Actinopteri, Characiformes, Serrasalmidae. The record is from RefSeq and is a predicted model, not a curated record.